AUGCGUCGCCUCGAGAUCGUUUUGCUGGCUAGCUUGCAGCUAUGCGCAGCUCGGUCGCGUGGGUUCAACGUCCACGAGGACCUCUUGACUUUCCCACAGUACGAAGUUGUGUAUACCGACGAUAAAUGGAUAUCAGAGAAGGAGGCGCAAGCCCUCCUAAAUGAUAAUCCCGCUUCGCAGCCGACCAUCUCUACCGAUCUCGCCAAAUCGACCCCUCACCAAGGUCAAGGCGCUGAUGAGCAGGAUGUUACGGAACGAUCAUACCAGAUAAUGAAGAUUCCCCCGCACCAGUACUUGUGCUCGAUCCCCGUCCUACAACCUGCGAUCCCGGAAAACCAGACAGCACACGAAUUGGAAAAAGCAAGGGCCGAGGAAGCGCAGGAACUGAGUCGGGCGACAGUUAACGGCUGGGAGCUCCUGAGUGACUUGGGGGAUUCCUGCCUCUACUUCAUGUCGGGGUGGUGGAGCUACAAGUUCUGCCAGAACACGGAAAUCGUGCAGUUUCAUGCUGCCGCCGCCACAGGCCCCAACCAGCCACCGCAGAGAGAUCCGCAGACUGCUGAAUUCAUCCUUGGAGCUACUCCUGCGAUCCCAUCGACAUCAUUACAGAAGAGCCGGAAGAGCGCCGACGCGAACCCGCUACCUGCCGAGGUGCAGGUGAAGGGCGAUCAGCGAUAUCUGGUGCAGAAGCUAGAGGGGGGCACGAUUUGCGACCUGACGGGUAGAGCACGAACAAUUGAGGUCCAAUAUCAUUGCGUCCCCGGACUCAAGCAAGCUAGGAUUUCAUGGAUUAAGGAGGUCACGAUUUGUGCCUAUCUGAUGGUAGUUAACACCCCGCAGCUCUGCCAGGAUGUGGCGUUCCUGCCACCACAGGAGGCAAAAGCUCAUCCUAUCAACUGCCAACUUGUUCUACCAGAGGGUGCCAGCCCGCCACUCCUCGAGGGGACAAAGCAGAAUUUGCAGAAUACUGUUCCUGACAUUGACGAGGAACGGACGCCAGCCAACCAACAACCUUUGCAACCUGGUGCAUCGAACAAGCAAGGUGUGGUUAUUGGUGGCGUGGUUGUUGGUGCACGCAACCUUCUCUCUGGAGCCGACGAGGCUGGUCAGCCGCCCAUGAAGCUGAACACGCCUAAGAAUUACUUCAAAGGAGAUGAGUUAGACACCGAAGCCCUGAUUGACCUGAUUGCCCAAGCUGCUAGUAAGGCUAACGGCGGUAAAGUUGAGAUGAGGACUCGGGAGGACCUGGAGAGGAUGGAGGUGGAUCUCAAGGACGUUGAAGAGAUGCGGGCUGAGAUGGAAAGGAUCGCUGGAGAUUUGGGUUGGAGGCUGGAGAUUGUGGAGCUCCCAAACGAAAAUAUCCGAGAGUUACGGGGCUACGUGGACAGUGUUGAAGAAGCCGAAGACGAGUCCGACGACGAGGACGGGAAGCCCACGACUCAGAACUCUGAUCAGUCUGGCAAGUCCAAGGGAAACACCCCCAAUAGAGCGGAAAAGCCUCGCAAGAAGGAGGAGGGUAGCAAGGAGAAGUUCUUCAAGGACGAGCUGUAG
Clonostachys rhizophaga is the source of this 1551-nucleotide messenger RNA. Lineage: Eukaryota; Fungi; Ascomycota; Sordariomycetes; Hypocreales; Bionectriaceae. The record is from the annotation of a GenBank genome assembly.